This is a messenger RNA of Hirsutella rhossiliensis, 1662 nucleotides long. Its product is annotated as phosphoglucose isomerase domain-containing protein. Gene Ontology annotation, cellular component: cytosol. Bases 1 to 1662 code for a protein of 553 amino acids. The record is from RefSeq and is a predicted model, not a curated record. Gene Ontology annotation, molecular function: monosaccharide binding; carbohydrate derivative binding; glucose-6-phosphate isomerase activity. Gene Ontology annotation, biological process: gluconeogenesis; glucose 6-phosphate metabolic process; glycolytic process. Lineage: Eukaryota; Fungi; Ascomycota; Sordariomycetes; Hypocreales; Ophiocordycipitaceae. The transcript is spliced from 4 exons.
AUGGCUCCCGCAAACACGCUCCCCGCCUGGGCUGAGCUUCAGGCCCAUCGCGACAACGUGGGCAAGAACUUUGUCCUCAAGGACGCCUUUGCCUCUGACUCGGACCGCUUCGACCGCUUCUCUCGCACGUUUUCCUCGGACGACGUCUCGGCCGACAUCCUUUUUGACUUUAGCAAGAACUUCCUGACCGAGGACACGCUCAACCUUCUCAUCAAGCUCGCCGAGCAGGCCGGUGUCGAGCGCAAGCGCGAUGCCAUGUUUGCCGGCGAUAAGAUCAACUUUACGGAGAACCGUGCCGUCUUCCACCCGGCCCUGCGCAACGUCAGCGGUGUCGAGAUGAAGGUCGACGGCCAGGAUGUCAUGAACUGCCCCGGCGGCGUCAACGACGUCCUCAAGCACAUGAAGGAGUUCUCCGGCCAGGUCCGCAGCGGCGAGUGGAAGGGCUUCACAGGCAAAAAGCUCACCACAAUCAUAAACAUUGGCAUUGGCGGAUCCGACCUCGGCCCCGUCAUGGUCACAGAGGCGCUCAAGCACUACGGCGCCGACGACAUGACGCUCCACUUCGUUUCCAACAUUGACGGCACCCACAUGGCUGAGGCCCUCAAGCACUCAGACCCGGAGACGACUCUCUUCCUCGUCGCCUCAAAGACCUUUACCACGGCUGAGACGACGACCAACGCAAACACGGCCAAGGCCUGGUUCCUCGAGAAGUCGGGCGGCAAAGGCGACAUUGCAAAACACUUUGUCGCCCUCUCCACAAACGAGCCCGAGGUGACAAAGUUUGGUAUUGACAGCAAGAAUAUGUUUGGCUUCGAGAGCUGGGUCGGCGGCCGCUACUCGGUUUGGAGCGCCAUUGGCCUCAGCGUCGCCAUCUACGUCGGCUUCGAGAAUUUCCACAAGUUCCUCAGCGGUGCCCAUGCCAUGGACCAGCACUUCCGCAAGACUCCCAUCAAGGACAACAUUCCUAUCCUCGGCGGCCUGCUCAGCGUCUGGUACUCGGACUUUUUCCAGGCCCAGACUCACCUCGUUGCGCCGUUCGACCAGUAUCUCCAUCGCUUUCCGGCCUAUCUGCAGCAGCUCUCCAUGGAGUCAAACGGCAAGUCAAUCUCGUCUGACGGAUCGUCGGUCAAGUACACAACUGGCCCCAUUCUUUUUGGCGAGCCCUGCACCAACGCCCAACACUCCUUCUUCCAGCUUGUGCACCAGGGCACCAAGCUGAUCCCCACCGACUUCAUCCUCGCCGCCCAGUCGCACAACCCCAUGGCCCACAACCUCCACCAGAAGAUGCUCGCUUCCAACUACUUCGCGCAGGCCGAGGCCCUUAUGGUUGGCAAGACUGACGACCAGGUCAAGGCGGAAGGAACCGCGAGCGACCUCGUGCCCCAUAAGCGCUUCCUCGGCAACCGCCCGACGACGUCGAUCCUCGUCGGGGGCUCCAUAGGGCCCGCGGAGCUCGGUGCCUUGAUUGUCUACUACGAGCACCUGACCUUUACGGAGGGCGCCAUCUGGGACGUCAACAGCUUCGACCAGUGGGGCGUCGAGCUGGGCAAGGUGCUGGCAAAAAAGAUUCUCAAGGAGCUCGACGAGCCCGGAAAUGGCGAGGGCCACGACAGCUCGACUGGCAGCCUCAUUGGCGCCUUCAAGAAGUAUGCCAAGAUUUGA